AUGGAUAGAAGAGAUUGGAGACGAGAGCUCGUGAGGCCGACGCACCGUGACUUUUUAGCAGAGAUGGAUUUCGAAGGAUCCUCCAUGGCUAUGCCUAUGGACGUCGAUGAUGAUGACUUGGACUCCGUUGAUACGUUUGGCCAUGGAGGAGGAUUUUUCUCUUCUUCCGGGAGGAAGCCCGUAGACUCCGAUUUCUUCAAUCGCUUCCAAGAUGAUUUCGAUGAUUCCGAUAUCAACUGA
Molecule: messenger RNA, 240 nt
Organism: Arabis nemorensis
Lineage: Eukaryota; Viridiplantae; Streptophyta; Magnoliopsida; Brassicales; Brassicaceae
Source: the annotation of a GenBank genome assembly